CAGUGCCUCGUGAAGGACAUGGAGCAGCGGCCGUUCAGCCGACACCUUCUCAGGCACCCGCUCCUGCAGCGCGCUGCCCUUCAAGCUCAACGGGUGCGCCUGGAGCUGCGUCGCGAGAUCCACGGCGAAGGGCGGAGUCCCCGGUCGCGCGCCCGAGCCCGCCAGCGCGCGCCCCAGGUCACCACGAAGCACGGCCAGCUCAAGCAGGACCGGCGCUCCAAGCCCCAGCCCAUGUUCCGCGACGACCUCGCCGCGCUCGACAAUCUCACCGAGGCCAGCAUUGUGGAGCAGCUGCAGCGGCGUUUCGAACAGGGCCAGAUCUACACGUACAUCGGCGACAUCCUGCUGGCGGUCAACCCGUUCGCCAGCCUGGGGCUCUACUCGGAGCACGAGCAGGCGCGCUACCGCGGCCGCGCCCGCUCCGACAACCCGCCGCACAUCUUCGCCGUGGCGGACGCGGCCUACCAGGCGCUCGUGCACCAGGCGCACAACCAGGCCAUCGUCAUCUCGGGGGAGAGCGGCGCCGGCAAGACGGUGUCGGCCAACCUGCUGCUCAAGCAGCUCGUCUACCUGGGCAAGGCGCCCAACCGCAACCUGGAGAAGCGGAUCCUGCAGGUGAACCCCGUCAUGGAGGCGUUCGGCAACGCGCAGACCGGCAUCAACUCCAACUCGUCGCGCUUCGGCAAGUACCUGGACGUGGCCAUGACCAGGAGCGGGCGCGUGACGGGCGCGCGCAUCUCGGUGUACCUGCUGGAGCAGUCCCGCGUAGUGCAGCAAGCAGAGGGCGAGCGCAACUUCCACGUGUUCUACUACCUGUACGACGGCCUGGAGCGGGAGGGCCGCCUCCACGACUUCCACCUGGACGCGGACCUGCGCGCGCACCACGCCUUCCUGGCCGGCGAGCGCACCGACCCGCUCAGCAAGCAGGCCAACGUGGAGCGCUUCUACCAGCUCAAGGCGGCCUUCGGGCUGCUGGGCUUCCGCCCGGACGAGGUGGACUCGGUGUACCGCGUGCUGGCCGCCAUCCUCCACAUCGGCGACCUCGAGUUCGCCGACCAGCUGCCCGCCAACAACGGCGCGGGCGACCCCGGCACGCGCCUGCUGGACGUGGCGCCUCUGCACCGAGUGUCGCAGCUCCUGGGCGUGGACGCGGCCGAGCUGGUGACGGCGCUCACGUCCACCAGCGUGGUGACGCGCGGCGAGACCAUCACGCGCUGCAACAGCCGGCAGGAGGCGAGCGCGGCGCGCCACGCGCUGGCCAAGGGGCUGUACGGCCGCCUGUUCGACUGGAUGGUCAACCAGAUCAACACGCUGCUCGCCUUCAACAAGGCCGGCGAGGACCCGCUCUCCAUCGGCCUCCUCGACAUCUUCGGCUUCGAGAACUUCCCGCGCAACUCGUUCGAGCAGCUGUGCAUCAACAUCGCCAACGAGCAGAUUCAGUAUUACUUCAACCAGCACAUCUUCACCUGGGAGCAGCAGGAGUACAUGGCGGAGGGCGUGCCCGUCGACCUGGUCGAGUUCUCGGACAACCGCCCCGUCCUGGACAUGCUGCUGUCCCGCCCGCUCGGCCUUCUGGCUCUGCUCGACGAAGAGUCGAGGUUUCCCAGAGCCAGCGACCGGACUCUAGUCGAUAAAUUUCACUGCAACAUGAAGAGCCGCUUCUACGUGCGGCCCAAGGGCAACGCGCUGUGCUUCGCCGUGUGCCACUACGCGGGCAGGGUCGUGUACCAGGCCGAGGGCUUCCUGGAGAAGAACCGCAACUUCCUGCCGCCGGAGGUGAUUCAGGUGGUGCGCAGGUCGUCCAUCUCCUCCGUCCGCUUCCUCUUCCAGUGCCCCAUCACCAGGACGGGCAACCUGUACGCCGCGGCCACCCCCAGCCCGGAGCCAACCACACCACCGUAUCUAAACAAACUACUUGCUUCCGGCCACCUCCAGGAGCGGUUCAGCAGCGUCGGCCUGGCGUCGCAGUCGCGCGCCCAGCAGACGGUCUCGACGUACUUCCGGUUCAGCCUGAUGGACCUGCUGCAGAAGAUGGUGUCCGGGUCGCCGCAGUUCGUGCGCUGCAUCAAGCCGAGCGAGGAGCGGGCCUCCUCCGCGCCGCCGGGCGGGCCCGGGGGCCGCGGCGGCGCCGUGUUCGACGCCGACAAGGUGCUGCGCCAGCUGCGCUACACGGGCGUCCUGGAGACGAUCCGCAUUCGGCAGCAUGGCUUCUCCCACCGCUUGCCCUUCGCCGAGUUCCUCAAGAGGUACUACUUCCUUGGCUUCGGGUUCAAGGAGAACGUUCCUGCGACGAGGGAGUCCUGCCGCCUGCUGCUGGUGCGGCUGCACAUGGACGGCUGGGCGCUGGGCAAGACCAAGGUGUUCCUUAAGUACUACCACGUCGAGUACCUGGCCAAGCUGUACGAGGAGCAGGUGCGCCAGGUGGUGCUGGUGCAGGCGUGCGUGCGCGCGUGGCUGGCGCGCGUGCGCUACCGGCGCGCGCUGGCGCACCGCGAGGCCGUGCGCGAGGCGCAGCGCCAGUCGGCGCUCACGCUGCAGCGGUACGUGCGCGGCUGGAUCGAGCGGCGGCGCGUGCACGAGCUGGAGGCGCAGGCGGCGCGCGCGCACGCGCAGGCCCAGGCGCACGCCCAGGCGCACGCCCAGGCACAGGCGCGGGCGCGGGCGCCGCGGCAGCGCCAGCCCCCGGCGCUCGUCAACCAGCCCAAGAAGGGCAAGCAGGCGGGCGCGGCGGCCUGGCUCAAGGCGCGUCUCCGGCGCCGCGGGAACGACAAGGAGAACCAGCCCCUGGACCCCAACCAGGCUGCGGUUCUCAUCCAGAGCCAUUUCCGAGGCUACACGGCCCGCCGUCGCUGGAGGCGCGACGUGGAGGCCGACGCCCGGCAGAGAGAGCGGGAGCGGGCAGCCCAGGCGGCGCAGAUUGUGCUUCCCGACAUAGCGGCGAGGAACAGCGCCGAGCUGGCCGCCUUCUCCCAGAAGGUGCACGCGGCCAACCAGGACGCCCACCGGUACCUGCGGCGGCAUAAGAACGCCGCCCCGGGGCCGGCGGGCGGCGCCAAGCCCGCGGGGAAGCCGCUGGGCAAGCCCGUCGCGGCCUCGGCGUACUACGAGGCUCUCCAGGAUCACGUCAGCAGGAAGAACGCCGACAACCACCAGCCCGAGGCUCCCCGCCGGCGGGGAAGGGGGCAAGGACACCAAGGGCAAGGGAAGCAACCCAAACAGCAGGCCGUCAACGGCGGCGGACACAGCCAGCCCAGCCCGUCGGGAGGGUCGUCGGGUAGCCCUGGUGGGUCAUCCCCAGGACACCAAGGACCCCCCGACGUGCACCGCGUCCUCAGGUCCUCGCCCACGGCCAACCCCGGCCUCGGCCCUGCUUCUUCGCCGUCCCCCGCCGUGCCGCCCUCCCCCGCGCGCACCCCCGUGCUCCCCAACUCCCACUCCCCCGCCCCCGUCGGCCUCCUCGACCCCCGCAGCCCCAGCGGCUCCAACGAGGAUCUGCGAGGACCCUACGACUUCCGCCGUCUGCUCAGGCCAACCGACUACCUGCCUACCGAGUCCCUUCGCAAGCGCAAAGGCGUUCGCGGCUGCGGGCCCCUGAUGCCGUGCGGGCCGUGCGGGCCGUGCGGGCCGUGCGGGCCGUGCGGGCCGUGCGGGGUCUCGUGCGCGCAGCUCGGCCCUGGCCGCCGCUCGCCGCCCUCGCCCACGGACUCGCCCGUCAAGAGGCGGCCGCUGCACGGGGCCGCGGCUCACUGAGUCAGCCGUCAUCACAUAUUUAUUUACCUAUACAUAGCUGAACAUAGUUUGAGUGUGUAAAGUUUGGAAUCUAUUUUUAUGUGUCGCCUGUUGUCAAUAAAGAUGAAAUGCAUUGUCGAAAA
This is a messenger RNA of Frankliniella occidentalis (western flower thrips), 3872 nucleotides long. RefSeq names its product myosin-IIIb-like. NCBI's taxonomy places the organism in Eukaryota, Metazoa, Arthropoda, Insecta, Thysanoptera, Thripidae. The record is from RefSeq and is a predicted model, not a curated record. Gene Ontology annotation, cellular component: myosin complex. The transcript has 14 exons. Gene Ontology annotation, molecular function: protein binding; ATP binding; cytoskeletal motor activity. Bases 19 to 3750 code for a protein of 1243 amino acids.